This is a messenger RNA of Vicugna pacos (alpaca), 1420 nucleotides long. Lineage: Eukaryota; Metazoa; Chordata; Mammalia; Artiodactyla; Camelidae. The record is from RefSeq and is a predicted model, not a curated record.
CCUGAAUGUGGGCAGCAGUUGGGAGGCUAGGUCAGAAACAGCAGGGGGCUGCAGAGGCCUUGGUGAUAAGUGUGUUUCUUUCUUUCUCUCCUCUUCCUCCUCUCCUGCAUGGCCUUCCUCUCUACCAGCACUGGAAAGUCCUGUUUGAUCAGUUUGACCCUGGGAACACGGGCUACAUCAGCACAGGCAAGUUCCGGAGCCUCCUGGAGAGCCACAGCUCCAAGCUGGACCCGCACAAGAGGGAGGUGCUCCUGGCUCUCGCCGACAGCCAGGCCAAUGGGCAGAUCUGCUACCAGGAUUUUGUCAACCUGAUGAGCAACAAGCGGUCCAACAGCUUCCGCCAGGCCAUCCUGCAGGGGAACCGCCGGCUCUGCAGCAAGGCCCUGCUGGAGGAGAAGGGGCUGAACCUCUCCCAGCGGCUGAUCCGCCACGUGGCCUAUGAGACCCUGCCCCGGGAGAUUGACCGGAAGUGGUACUACGACAGCUACACCUGCUGCCCCCCGCCCUGGUUCAUGAUCACAGUCACACUGCUGGAGGUUGCCUUUUUCCUCUAUAAUGGGGUGUCGCUGGACCAAUUUGUGCUGCAGGUCACCCACCCACGAUACCUGAAGAACUCACUGGUUUACCAUCCACAGCUCCGAGCACAGGCUUGGCGUUACCUGACGUACAUCUUCAUGCAUGCAGGGAUAGAACAUCUGGGACUCAACGUGGUACUGCAGCUCCUGGUGGGGGUGCCCCUGGAAAUGGUGCACGGAGCAACCCGCAUCGGGCUUGUGUACGUGGCCGGCGUUGUGGCAGGGUCCUUGGCGGUGUCUGUGGCUGACAUGACCGCGCCAGUCGUGGGCUCGUCUGGAGGGGUAUAUGCUCUCGUCUCUGCUCAUCUGGCCAACAUCGUGAUGAACUGGUCAGGCAUGAAGUGUCAAUUCAAGCUGCUGCGAAUGGCUGUGGCCUUGAUCUGUAUGAGCAUGGAGUUUGGGCGGGCUGUGUGGCUGCGGUUCCACCCAUCAGCCUAUCCCCCGUGCCCUCACCCGAGCUUCGUGGCGCACCUGGGUGGCGUGGCUGUGGGCAUCACCCUGGGCGUGGUGGUCCUGAGGAACUACGAGCAGAGGCUGCAGGACCAGUCGCUGUGGUGGAUUUUUGUGGCCAUGUACACCGUCUUCGUGCUGUUCGCUGUCUUCUGGAACAUCUUUGCCUACACCCUGCUGGACUUAAAGCUGCCGCCACCCCCCUAAGGGACUGGAGGACCCUGGCAGGGGAGGGGAGGGAGACGCUGCAUCAGCGAGAAGCAGUUGCUUCUUUUUCUCAUCACCAGCGCAGUGAGGCCGGGAGGAGAGCACAGGAGGCGCUGGGCCCCUGUGAUAUUUGUGUUCAGAUUUGCACAGACAGUGGAGCCAUUUUUCUGAAAGGCACCUGCUGGAGG